Molecule: messenger RNA, 2011 nt
Organism: Ipomoea nil (Japanese morning glory)
Lineage: Eukaryota; Viridiplantae; Streptophyta; Magnoliopsida; Solanales; Convolvulaceae
Product: cytochrome P450 94C1-like
Exons: 1
Coding region: 60-1541 (493 amino acids)
Molecular function (GO): oxidoreductase activity, acting on paired donors, with incorporation or reduction of molecular oxygen; monooxygenase activity; iron ion binding
Source: RefSeq, a predicted model, not a curated record
GCUGAGCUCGAUCGCUUCUCUAUCAUAUCAUAUCGUGUUUGGUUUUCAGCCAUCUAUCCAUGGAGCUUCAAGGUUGGCCCUUUGAGAAGUUGAUCUUUUUCUUGAUUAUCGUCUCAUCAAUCUUUGUUCUCAUACUCUAUCUACUGAGGAUAAAGCUCUUUUACUGCAGCUGCGAUGUGUGCAGCGCUUACAUGUCAACGAGUUGGUAUGCGAAGUACAACAAUUUGUGCGAUUGGUACACUCAUCUUCUCCGCAACUCGCCGUCGAAAACCAUCCAUAUCCAUGUCCUCCGGAACACCAUCACCGCUAACCCGGAAAACGUGGAGUAUAUGUUGAAGAGCAGAUUCGAGAAUUUCCCCAAGGGGAAAGCGUUCUCGGCUAUCUUGGGGGAUUUUCUCGGGCAGGGAAUAUUCAACGUGGACGGAGAUUCAUGGCGGUUUCAGAGGAAAAUUGCGAGCAUGGAGCUGGGGAGGAGCUCCGUGCUAUCGUACGCAUUUGAAGUGAUCCAAACGGAGAUUGAUCGCCGCCUUCUUCCGAUCCUGGCGGGGAAGAAAGACGGCGGGGUGGUAGACUUGCAGGAUGUUUUCCGAAGAUUCUCAUUCGAUUGUAUCUGCAGAUUCUCGUUUGGAUUGGACCCGAAGUGUCUGGAAUCUUUGCUGCCGAUGUCGGAGUUCGCGGUGUCGUUUCACUUGGCGUCGAAGCUGUCGGCGGAGAGAGCCAUGAGCGCCUCCCCGGUUGUGUGGAAGAUCAAGAGGUUUCUGAAUAUAGGGAGCGAAAAGGAGCUGAGAAAAUCUAUUGAGGUUAUGAAUAUGCUGGCGAUGGAGGUGAUUAGACAGCGGCGAAAGCUAGGAACUUCCGACGAAAACCACAAAGAUCUUCUGUCGAGAUUCAUGGGGAGCAUCGGGGACGACGAAACUUACCUGAGAGAUAUCGUGAUCAGCUUCCUCCUGGCGGGCCGCGACACCGUGGCUUCCGCCUUGACCAGCUUCUUCUGGCUGAUCGCCAACCACCCGGACGCGGCGGAGGCCAUUCUCGCCGAGGCGGAUCGGGUGGUCGGAAAAAACCAAGAUCUCAUCGCGAGCGAACAAAGGAUGAGGGAGCUGAAUUACCUCCAAGCGGCGGUGUGCGAGAGCCUGCGGCUAUUCCCGCCGAUCCAAUUCGACUCCAAGUUUUGCGUGGAGGACGACGUGUUGCCGGACGGGACGGCGGUGAAGAGGGGGACUAGGGUUACGUAUCACCCUUACGCAAUGGGGAGAAUGGAGGGGAUAUGGGGCUCCGACUGCCUGGAAUUCAAGCCGGAAAGAUGGCUCAGAGAUGGGGUUUUCUUCCAAGAAAACCCUUUCAAGUACCCGGUUUUUCAAGCCGGACUUAGGGUGUGUUUGGGAAAGGAAAUGGCCCUUCUGGAGCUUAAAAGCGUAGCGCUGUCAGUCCUCCGCCGGUUCCGCGUCCACUUGGCUCAGCCCCACCACACCCCCCGCUUCUCCCCCGGCCUCACCGCCACUUUCCGCGACGGCUUGCCGGUUUUCGUUCAACAAAGGUAGUGCCCGCCCUGCUUAAUUAAUUAGCACGAAUCAUAUAAUAUAAGAAAAAUGUUCAAAUGGACUUUAAAAGUCAAUUAAGUUAGACUUUUUUAAGUUGUAAUUAAACCCAUCAACAUUUUAUUUUGGUGCAAUAGCAUAUUACUAAAAUUUUGGCAACUCUCCGGCACUAUUUCCGACCACAAAUUGAUCGGCGAUGGACGCUGAUCGUCGGUUGAUUUGCGGUCGAAAAUGGUUUUUAUUUUUAAUUUGUUUUCACAUAUAUGCAUGCAUGUACAAAACAUUUGGCUAUAAAGAAGCAGCUAGCUUAAUUAGCUGGUGACCACCUGGGAUGGUUUUUUCCAACCUUAAUUUCUCCGAAUCCGUGCUUUUAAUGCACGGUCUAGUCUGCAUCGACACCUUAUUUAUUGUGUAUCUGUAAUUCUAUAUAUGUAUUUAUGUGAAUAUAUAUAUAGCCAAAUUUGAAUGUUCAA